Messenger RNA from Clunio marinus, 291 nucleotides. NCBI's taxonomy places the organism in Eukaryota, Metazoa, Arthropoda, Insecta, Diptera, Chironomidae. The record is from the annotation of a GenBank genome assembly.
AUGAUUUUUAAUAUAACUUCCACCUCCAGCACUUACAAGGCGUUCAUUGUCGUUAGUCUUGUAAGUGCUGGAGGUAGAAGUUGUAUUAAUGUCCCACUUUGUGAUAAUGGUCACUAUGACGAUUGUGACGAUAUAAUCAAUUCAAUUGUUUGCCUGUCUGACUCGAUAACUACUGAAAACCAAAAGGAUCUAACUACAUUCUAUAAGAACAUUAUAAAAGCAAAAUUGAUUGAAGCAAAAUUUCUCACGUUGCUCAAGUUGUUGUUAGUCAUUAUGAUGAAUAUCUGCUAA